Gastrolobium bilobum is the source of this 915-nucleotide messenger RNA. RefSeq lists its product as uncharacterized. The coding region runs from base 96 to 725 and encodes 209 amino acids. The transcript is spliced from 5 exons. Lineage: Eukaryota; Viridiplantae; Streptophyta; Magnoliopsida; Fabales; Fabaceae. The record is from RefSeq and is a predicted model, not a curated record.
UAAUGUUCUUUUAUACUGUUUCUCGAACCCACCACUAUCUUGUUCUUCUGUCUUCCCUGAACUGUGAAGUUAGCACCACCUUCUCCUAUUAGGUUAUGGCGUUUGCUCAUUAUUUGGUUGCAGUUCCCGUUGAACCCUCCCCAAGGUGCCCAAAAGCUACGAUAUUGAAUCCACCGUUUUCGAUUUCCUCAGAGUGUUUAAACUUGCCUUCUACCCUUCGUGCCAGAGCUCAUAAGCACUCACUAUUUUCCAGGUUUCGCAGGACCAGUCAUAAAGCUAAGGCUAAACCACAAGAACCUGAAGUCAGUGUAGCAAUUGAUGCCUAUACAGAAUUCAAGCAUCUGCUUUUGCCUAUUACAGAUAGGAAUCCCUAUCUCUCAGAAGGAACAAGACAGGCUAUAGCAACUACCACUGCUUUAGCUAAAAAAUAUGGAGCUGACAUUACAGUAGUAGUUAUCGAUGAACAGCAGAAAGAGUCACUGCCCGAGCAUGAGACCCAACUAUCCAGCAUCCGUUGGCAUAUAUCUGAAGGUGGAUUGAAGGACUAUAACUUGCUAGAGCGGCUUGGUGAAGGGAGCAAGCCAACAGCAAUUAUUGGUGAUGUUGCUGAUGACCUGAAUUUGGAUUUGGUAGUUAUUAGCAUGGAAGCAAUUCAUACCAAGCAUAUAGAUGCAAAUUUGCUUGCUGAGUUCAUUCCCUGUCCUGUCAUGCUUUUGCCAUUGUAGUUUGCAAUGUUUUAAUAUAGGGAAUGUUUUUUGUUUCAUCCGCUGUGUCUUCUCUGCCGCAAUUUGAUUUUCCAUGUUGUUUAGCAUUUGCUACUACUGUGUCAGGGAUAUUUUGUUAAAAAUGCAUAACUGUACCUGACUAAGGUGGGGUAUAUACAUAUUUAUGCUAAGUAUGACUAAUUUAUAAGCC